This is a messenger RNA of Macaca mulatta (Rhesus monkey), 1407 nucleotides long. It is a transcript of the gene CA2, whose product is annotated as carbonic anhydrase 2. Gene Ontology annotation, molecular function: carbonate dehydratase activity; zinc ion binding. Gene Ontology annotation, cellular component: cytoplasm; apical part of cell; plasma membrane. Lineage: Eukaryota; Metazoa; Chordata; Mammalia; Primates; Cercopithecidae. The record is from RefSeq and is marked validated. Gene Ontology annotation, biological process: carbon dioxide transport; regulation of intracellular pH.
CGCCGGCGCGAUCAUGUCCCAUCACUGGGGGUACGGCAAGCACAACGGACCUGAGCACUGGCAUAAGGACUUCCCCAUUGCCAAGGGACAGCGCCAGUCCCCUGUUGACAUCAACACUCAUACAGCCAAGUAUGACCCUUCCCUGAAGCCCCUGUCUGUUUCCUAUGAUCAAGCAACUUCUCUGAGGAUCCUCAACAAUGGUCAUUCUUUCAACGUGGAGUUUGAUGACUCUCAGGACAAAGCAGUGAUCAAGGGAGGACCCCUGGAUGGCACUUACAGAUUGAUUCAGUUUCACUUUCACUGGGGUUCACUUGAUGGGCAAGGUUCUGAGCAUACUGUGGAUAAAAAGAAAUAUGCUGCAGAGCUUCACUUGGUUCACUGGAACACAAAAUAUGGGGAUUUUGGGAAAGCUGUGCAGCAACCCGAUGGACUGGCCGUUCUAGGUAUUUUUUUGAAGGUUGGCAGCGCUAAACCAGGCCUUCAGAAAGUUGUUGAUGUGCUGGACUCCAUUAAAACAAAGGGCAAGAGUGCUGACUUCACUAACUUCGAUCCUCGUGGUCUCCUUCCUGAAUCCUUGGAUUAUUGGACCUACCCAGGCUCACUGACCACCCCUCCUCUUCUGGAAUGUGUGACCUGGAUUGUGCUCAAGGAACCCAUCAGCGUCAGCAGCGAGCAGAUGUCGAAAUUCCGUAAACUUAACUUCAAUGGGGAGGGUGAACCUGAAGAACUGAUGGUGGACAACUGGCGCCCGGCUCAGCCACUGAAGAACAGGCAAAUCAAAGCUUCCUUCAAAUAAGAUGGUCCCAUAGCCUGUAUCCAAAUAAUGAAUCUUCGGGUGUUUCCCUCUAGCUAAGCACAGAUCUACCUUGGUGAUUUGGACCCUGAUUGCUUUGUGUCUGGUUUUCUAGACGCUUCGUCUCUUACUUGAUAGGCUUACUAAUAAAAUGUGAAGACUAGAUCAAUUGUCAUGCUUGAAACAACUGCUGUGGCUGGUUGGUGCUUUGUUUAUGGUAGUAGUUUUUCUGUAACACAGAAUAUAGGAUAAGAAAUAAGAAUAAAGUACCUUGACUUUGUUCACAGCAUGUAGGGUGAUGAGCACUCAAUUGUUCACUAAAAUGCUGCUUUUAAAACAUAGGAAAGUAGAAUGAUUGAGUGCAAAUCCAUAGCACGUGAUAAAUUGAGCUAGUUAAGGCAAAUCAGGUAAAAUAGUCAUGAUUCUAUGUAAUGUAAACCAGAAAAAAUAAAUGUUCAUGAUUCCAAGAUGUUAUAUUAAAGAAAAACUUUAAAAAUUAUUAUAUAUUUAUAGUAAAGUUAUCUUAAAUAUGAAUUACGUUGUAAUUUAGUGACUUUUGAAUUACAGAGAUGUAAAUGAAGUAUUAUGUGUAAAAAUUGUUAUAAUUAGAGUUG